AUGGCGGAAUCAGCGGUCCGUCGACACGAGCUCUCGGUGAACGCUUUGGGCGAGUAUUUGCAACCGGGAGCUCGCCGCCGCCCCUACACCGCCGCCGCCGCCCUCCCGGUGGCAGAUAAUAGCCCAAGUCGAAGAGCGAAGGAGGAGGAGCACGCCGCACUCAAGCGUGAGAAGGAGGCGGCUGACCGCGAUCGAGCGCGGCGCAGCGCCGUGCGUCGGCGCUCGGCCAGCGGCGUCUUCGCCGAUGGCGACGCCAAUGGCGCCGUGUCGCUGCGCGGCUACGUCGUUUCUAUAACCGCCGGUGGCCGCUGCGGCGGAUGGUGCUGCACAUCGACACUCGCUUUGGUCUACUUCGCUUUCGCCGAGUGGAUGGCCGACACCGCGCUGCUACACUUGUUGGUCGUCUACCUUCCGCUAUUGCUCGUGCAUUCGCUCUCCUUGGUGCACGCCGUUGUCACCUCAAGCACCGCCUUUACCGAGGGAAGACGCAUAUCGGCCGAUCUCUCGGCUACAUCCGGCAACAUCUCGACCGUAGGCUCCUCCAUCACCGAGUGGAAGACCAGGGACACGCUCAACUCGAACUACGCCGACAACUACCUUGUCGCCGGCUACUAUUUCUUCGGCGGUCUUCCUGAGCUGGCCAAUUUUUACUACUCCGGGUUCUCGGGCGCUUGGCCAAGCAUGCGGUACGUCUACUCGGCGACGGUUCCAGCCCCGUUUGUGCACGCGUAUGCGGAGGUGCACAGCGGUGGACAGCGUAACAAGAUCGGGUUCGCGCGUAAUUUGUUGGCCGAGUGGGACAUCGACGUCUCGAGCCCCAAGGAGCUAAUCGAGGGGAGAAGCCGCGUCGCCGAGACCUUCCGAGCUCUCAUCAGCGAGCUGAAACGGCUGCAAAACGACACCACAGCAAGGACAGCGCCUUCCACGCGUCUACCUGUGCGCCUAGGCGAGUCGCAGUGGCGCCAGCGCGUCCGAGAUCGUUCGGCGUCGGAUGCGCGGCGGCUGAGGUUGCGUCGCGUGGCGGCCAGCGUCGCGCACACGUUGCUUCAGGUACUCACCUUCCUGCCGAUGGGCUCGAGCGAGUACGUGGCCACUGUCGCCAUCUCGGGCACCAAUGCGGUGAUGCCGACAGUUGGCUUCUUCCUUGGCCGGAUGCUCACGCUUGGCACGGUAUUCCUGGCUUACUACGGUUGCUUCACCGGUGCGGACGUCAUCGUGCCGAAGAAGCCGCUGCAGGACCACUUUGCGCAGACCCUGCUCCUGCUGGUGCUAAUCGAGUUUGUGUUACUCAAGCUCGUUGUGCUGCCGCUGUUGCUGCGCCGGCCAAAGGGCGAGAUCUACCUCAAGGUGAUCCACCUCGUCUACUUCCAGAGCCUCUUUUGGAUGCUCAUGCCGUUUCUGCCGUGGGCAUCGGCCCUCAUGUGCCUCUGCUUCCUCGGCGAUUUGAGCCUCGCCCCUCAACAGCAUCGCAAAACCAUCGCCGCGCUCCUCUACCCCGCGGUCGCGGCCGCGAUCGCCGCCGUCGCGGCGCUCGCGCUGUCAAGCGGAGAGGACGGGGACGAGGCGGCUGGGCCCGAGCACAAGGCAGCGGCGUUGCCGCGGCGGUGCAGCACGACACGUCUGCCGCCGGCACUGCCCCUGGACGAGGAGGAGGCGUCUCUGCUGCUGCGUGGGUGGAUACCGGGCUACGACGGCGCUCGCGCGCAAACGUUGACGCGCGCAAACGCCUGGGUAACUGCCGUCGACACUGACCGCGGCCGGCUCAAGGUGUCAACGGCGCAGCACGGGCCGUUCCUUCUCUUCCGGGUCGAGGCGGAGGCAGAGGACAGCGAGGCAGCAGCGCUGGUCUCGCUCUUCCGCGAGGUGGACCUCCUCCCGCAGUGGAACCGCGGCGUCCGCUCCGCCGAGCUCGAGGAGCUGCGCCGUCCGAGCGAGAUG
Emiliania huxleyi CCMP1516 is the source of this 1938-nucleotide messenger RNA. RefSeq lists its product as hypothetical. The transcript is spliced from 14 exons. The annotation marks the transcript as partial. The record is from RefSeq and is a predicted model, not a curated record. NCBI's taxonomy places the organism in Eukaryota, Haptophyta, Isochrysidales, Noelaerhabdaceae.